GGAGAGAAGGAGGGUGGUUAGAUGGGUGGUGUGCGCGGGAGACGAGAUUCAACCACGAGAGAAAAGCUCUACAAUGUACCGCAGUACGGGAUAGCGAGUCAGACAACUCUCGUGGUGGUGGUGGUGGUGGUGGUGAUGAUGAUGGUAAUGGUAAUGGUGGUGUGAGAAAAGCAAGCAGCCAUCUAGGAACACGACAUAUAUUAUUGGCCCAACAACUCACACGCAAGGAAAAGAACAACGAGUUUGUAGUGCAUAAGAAUUUUUUCAUAGGGCCGGCCAAAACGUUUGAUCCCGAAAUUCGGCCAUUUCCAAAUUUCUCAGUUAAUUUAGAAUCAAUUCGGAGUCAAUCUAGUACUUUUCUGUUCUUGUCCACGAAACUAUAUACUCGUACACGAGCUCUCUCCCUUCCUUCCCCCCCAUCCUCACCCUCUCACUCUCUCACUCUCUCUCUCUCUUUACGUGUGUAUUUCUCUCUCAAAGCAUCGACGUUGUUUCGAUCCAAAGCUUUUAGCUGGCUUCCGCCCUUUGCCUCUCUCGUGACUGUGAGUGUUUAGAAGGAAGAUUCCUCUUUUGGCAUAGUUAUAACGAUAAAUGGGACAAGUGACAACGAGGUAAUGAAGAUGUAAACUUAAGGACACUAUUAUUGGUUAAUCAAAAGAAUAAUCACCCCUACGGAUCUUAUUUAUAAAAUUUACUUUUUAUAUUCUCCGUUAUGCGUGUCAUCCUAUAAGAAUUAUUUUUUUUUUUGUUCGAUUAAUCGAUUGGUAAGACAGAAGGUGAGAAAUUACAAGGAACAAUCAACGUGAAUCUCGAGGAUUACGUGUAAUCGUAAUAUAUAAAAAAAAAGAAUGUUUUUCUACAAUCAGUUUGGAGUAUAGAUCGUCAACGUCUGACUUUUGGAUUCGUCACACAGUGACACAGAAAAUAAAAAAAAAAAAAUCAAGGCACGCUGUUUAACUGGGACAUCUUCAUAUAUCUAAUACGCAUAUACAUAUAUAAAAGAGCAAACCUUUUUUUCAAAUCGUUGGUAAUUAUUGUUGAUACUUAUAUUUAAUAAGAUUAAUACAGUUGUUGUUAUUAUUGUUACGAGAAAAAAAGUAAUUUAAAUUCGUUGGGAGGAAAUGGUUAGGGUGGGACGUUGAGCAUGCCUCGGCCAACUAUGAAUGAACGUUUCCAAGCAACGUGGUGGUGUGGUGGUGAUCUACGUAAGAAUCAAAUCGCGUGAGCGUGCGUUUGGCAAAUGUGUUUGCAUUAGUUGCAUCAACGUUAUCGGAGAACAAGUAUAAUUUAACAUUAAAUACGGUAAGAACGUCGAAGUCGUUUUUGCUGCCGGCUGACCGUGACCUUCGCUCUAUCUCACUCUCUCUCUCUCUUUUUCUCUUACUCCCACUGUUGAACGAGCACCAAGCAAAGCAUUUUAUGACGUAUCCAGGUCAGUAGCGGAAAACGACGAAGUAAAUUACCGUUUUCUCAGUAUCCUCGGUGUUGACGUACGGUACGGAUCGUCGACAAAAAAAAAAAAGAAAAGAACCGCAGUAAGAUCAUCAAUUGCAAGAUCAGUAUUCUGUCGUAUUUCUGACCGCCAUGAUCCCCUUUACAAAAUGAUCUCCUCUAUAGUGCCGAAAAGAAGGUGUGCGCGCGCGCGCGCCCCCCCAACUAACACCACAUUGUCCCAGUCGUCCAAAAAACACACGCGCGAAUUUUAAUAGGAGAAACCAAACCGAUGAAAAACGUUGAAUAAUAUAUUUUCUAUCCUUGUGUGAUCGCGAAGACAGAUUAUUUAUUUAAUCUAUCUCGUAACGGUGUUAACGAGUUGUGGACAUUCUAUUUCUCGUGAAUAAUGGUUGAAAAAAAUGAUGAGAUAAAUCGUUUAAACGUUCGAUAUUAUUAAUAGCACGAUUUUUUGUAGAUAACUUAUUUAACGCGUAUGUCAACUGAAAUAAGAUUUGUUAUAAGAUAAUUUGCUCGUCUUUUAUAAUUGCAUAAGAUUUGUUAACAACUGAUAUUGUUUUUAUCAUACAUUAACUAAAGAAGAACUAUAUUUGAUGUGAAAUUGUUCAAGAAUUUGCAUACUUUCUUACGAAGGAUUUACGAUUGUAAUCCGGUUAAUCUAAUCGUUGAAAUAUCGAAGAUAGUUAUUGUUGAAUUAGGGCAUCGUCGUGUUACUUUGUUGCGUGCCCACCCAACCCCCCCAAUAUAUUCUUGUUGAAAACCGUAUUUGCAUUAAAAGUUUGAUAAAUUAAGGACGACCGUGGGAAUUUGAUGUUAGCUUUAUUCGUCUUCGGUAAACGUAAGAUAUUCGAUUCGAUAAUUCUAACACGUACGAGAUUACUAUUCAGAUAGUAAAAGUAUUUCAUGAAUGUUAAAGCUCAAUUUUUAAACGAACGGAAGAAGAAAAAAGAAAAAGAAGGCAAGGGGACACAUUAAUAAUGUUUUACGAAUAGUUUUAUCAGUAUAUGUGUGAAGGAACGAUAAUAAAUAUAAAUGAGAUCGUUAGCACCUUAUUUCUCGGUUUAUCUCGUACGAAUGAUCGAUCAGAGUUAUUUGAACAAAUUGAAAAUUUCCUUGUUAGGAUCGUAGAGGAUAUAAAUCUAGUUUUUAUGGAAAUUGGAUGAAAACGAAUGUGAGUUACGGGCAAGUAAUAAUACGUCAUUGUCAUACAUUAUUUCUCCCCUCGCGUUCUAUCAUUCGAAAAUAUUUUCUUAAAUAAUCGAAACUUAUUAGAUUUUAAAAAAAAAAAAAAAAGGAUAAGGAUAAAAGAAAUAAAAAAAAAAUAACAUAAAUAAGAUAAUAUAAGUAGGAAAUCGUGAUAAAACGUAAAGAUAAACGUAAAUAAUCCAAGAAAAAAAAAAGAAAAGAAAUAAGAGAAUAAGAAAGGGGAAGGGAAAAGCUCGGUGAGAAAAAAGGCUCGAGUUUCCGAGUGAGUUUCAUCAUGAAAGGAAGCGCUACGUGCGAUCGAUGUAAUCGAUGCCCGGAUCAAAGAACAAAUUGGAGAAACAGAAGAGAGGACCGCCUAAGAUCGAGAUAUCUGUCACGGGGUUAUCGAACGAGGAGAGCAAAGUGAGGUUAACCAGAAGGAUUGAUAAAAAUAAAGAUGAGGAGGAAACGAUUAGAUCAAAUAGAUCUAACGAAUCAACGAUAGGACAGAUAAUCGGGUUAUUGAAGAAACGUAAAAAGCCUCGGGACCCAUUACCGGGUGCUAACGCAUCCUCAACGGUACCUUUGCUCGAAAUGGGAGCUCGAGGAUGGGAUUAUGAAGCUUUACCGGAAUUGCAUAGUUCAACUGCGGUUACGCCAACCUCGACACCACCUAAUGCUCAACAAAAGGCACACUCACCUAAGGUUUAUUUUCAAACUGAUAAUUUGGCUUCUACGAGAAGACGAAGUAGUUCGAGAUUAAUCGUACCCCAGACGUCAUGCAGAAGACGAAGUCGAAGCAUGAGCGCGUGGAGCGAUCUAUCUAGGUCAUCUUUCAGAUUGGACGAAAGGUAAGUGGCAAAUCAUAAUAAGCGGAUUUCGUUAAAUACCUGCCACGUGAGUACACUUUCUUUCUCGAUAUUCAAUUAUACGAGAGAUAAUGAGUUAAUUAUAAGAAAAAAAAAUCAAUUUUAUUUCCACUUUAUUAUUUCAUGUAAAAAUGUAAAAAUCAUUAAGAAAGCAGUAAAAUGCAGUGGAGCACUCAAGGUCUUAUAGAUUUAUAAUAUAUUUAUUUUUAUAACGUCUAGUGUGUGUUUCUCUCACGAAAUGGAAGAAAGCUGUUUGCAUUGAAUAUAAUGCAAGGAAGGUGUGUGUUUUUAAAGUAAAUUGUAACUCGUCAUUCGCAUCUUCCAAAUGGAAACGUUGAGUUAACACAUUUUUCACUUGUACGUUAUAUACAACGCGAUCUACUAAACUAGAAUAUAUUUUGUGAUGUACGAAAAGUAUAUAAAAAAGGAAAAAGAAAACAUCUCAGGAAAUUAUCUUGUCAAUAACGCACAUUCGUAUAGAAAAUA
Messenger RNA from Polistes canadensis, 3992 nucleotides. RefSeq lists its product as uncharacterized. Bases 2968 to 3492 code for a protein of 174 amino acids. Lineage: Eukaryota; Metazoa; Arthropoda; Insecta; Hymenoptera; Vespidae. The transcript has 2 exons. The record is from RefSeq and is a predicted model, not a curated record.